Messenger RNA from Closterium sp. Yama58-4, 3735 nucleotides. The record is from the annotation of a GenBank genome assembly. NCBI's taxonomy places the organism in Eukaryota, Viridiplantae, Streptophyta, Zygnematophyceae, Desmidiales, Closteriaceae.
AUGCCCUUUGCGUCGUGCCUCGCCCCGGCCGUGUGCGGGCUGGCUGCUGCAAUGGUUUCAAGCCGAGGAGACUUCCUCAUGUGGUUUCGGUCAGGCAUUGAGCGCAACAUUACCUGGGCAGGGCACAAGGACACUCACACAGUUAGGGAGGGUGCCACCAUGCAUCCCCAUGACUCCAUCUCUCCCUUCUCCUCAUCUCCCCACCCUCUUUUGUCCCCUCCUUUCCUCCCAUUCACAGGCAUCGAGCGCAACAUUACCUGGGCAGGGCACAAGGACACUCACACAGUGAGGGAGGGCGCCACCAUGCAUCCUCGCAACUCGUUUGCGGCUUAUCUCGAAGUCGUGAAGCUGCAGAGCCAGCCAUGGACUGACGCUGAGGUGGACGCCAUGCAAGGGCUGCGCCUCAUAGUGAAGGAUUCACUACCCCACCCCGAGCCUCAAGACCUGAAGCUGAAGAUCCAGGCCCAGCUGAAUGCAGAGCGGCUCACCAUCCAGUCCCAGCUAAAGGAAGUCGCUAGGACUCUAGAAAACCAACUCGAAUCCGCCCACACGCCCAUCAUCGGCAUCAGCAGCGAUGGGACCAUGACGGAAUUCAACAGCAAGGCCGCGCACAUCACGCGGCGGGCCAAAACCGAGGUUCUCGGGAGCAACUUCUUCGCAAGCGUUCUCGCUCCCGAGUCGCACGCGCACUUUGUGGCUGCUAUGGAGGUGCUGGCAGAAGGGGAGGACGUCCAGCCGUUUGAUGUGGCUCUGCUGGCAAGAUCGGCUGAAUCUGCUGACGCUGCCGCGGCUGCUGAUGCUGCUGCUGGUGGGGGCGGUGGGUCGGCAGCAGCAGGAGGAGCAGGAGCAGCGGCAGGAAGAGGAGGAGGAGGAAGGGGUGGAGGAGGAGAGGGAGGGGCGGUAGGGGAGUUGGAUCGGUUGGUGCAUGUGUUGGUGAGCGCGUAUGGGCAGCACGACCGGCAUGGGAACCUGAUGAGCGUGCGGCUGAUGGGGCAAGACAUCACCGCCCUUAAAGUGCUGGCUGGGGAGUACAAGAUGCCCGAGGCAGAGGCCCGGGCAGCUGUGGACCAAUCGGAUCUCUUGGUUUUCACGGUGGACGAGUGCGGGCGGGUGACCGAGUGGAACGCUGCCAUGGAGCAGACCAGCGGGCUGCCCCGAGAAAAAGUUGUGGGGAGGCGGCUUGUGGGGGAGGUGCUUAGCAGCAACCCCAUGCUGCUGAUUCCCGACCAGGUGAGAACCGGUGCUGCUGAUGUUUUACCAGUUACGGUGCUUGUGGCGUUCCGGAGGUGGCUUGUGGGGGAGGUGCUUAGCAGCAACCCCAUGCUGCUGAUUCCCGACCAGGUGAGAAGCGGUGCUGCUGAUGUUUUACCAGGUGAAAAAACGGUGCUUGUGGCAUUUCGGAGGCGGCUUGUGGUGGAGGAUAAGCUGGUAACCCUGUUUGAGGCUAAGAAUCACGAGCUGCAGCUCAAGACGUGGGACGGCCGCCCCAUGGACACUCUCCUGAACAUCAUCAGCAGGUGCAGUGCGGUGCUGUGUGGUGCAAUUGUGGUGGAGCAGAGUCUGUGCUGUGUUGUGAGUGGUGGUGGGGAGGCUAGCAGCAGAGAGGCGCUCCCCACGGGCGAGCCGGUGGGAGCGACGUGUUUCAUUUCAUGCAGGUGUGGUGGAGAGGAGAGGAGGGCAGCGGAGAAUGCAUCGGCAAUGAAGAUGGUGACAGAGGCGGCUAGUCAGGCCCGCCUCUGCACGCAAGGGAGAAUUGAGCAUGUAACCCCCUCUUUCCCUCGCUUCCUCUCCUCUCUCUUGCUUCCCGCCUCUCUUUUUCCCUGUUGCCUUCCCUGCAACAGGCGCUCCCCCACAGGCGAGCCGGUGGGAGCGACGUGUUUCAUGCAAGACGUUGUGGAGAGGCGGGCAGCGGAGAAUGCAUCGGCCAUGAAGAUGGUGGCAGAGGCGGCUAGUCAGGCCAAGACCAUGCAGCUGGCAUGUCUGUGCCAUGAGAUCCGCAACCCUCUGAACGGCAUCCUCUCCUCGAUCAGUUUUAUGGAAGGCACUGACAUGUCUUCUGACCAGCGGGACCUGCUGCAUGCCACCUCGGCCUGCGGCAAGUACCUGCGGAGGGUCGUCGAUAAUGUGUUGGAUCUGAGCAAACUGGAGGAGGGCAAGCUGGAGGUGGAGAGCGAGCCGUUUGAGCUCAUUCACGUGGUUGAUGCCGUGAUAGCCCAGGAGCAUGAGAACGCUAGUGACAAGGGUCUGCAGGUGUUCUGCUCAGUCGAACCGCAGUGUGCCGAUGUGAUUGUAAAGGGCGACAAGCACCGCGUGCAGCAGAUCGUCGCAAACUUCUUCCGUAACGCAGUGGAGUACACCGAGCAGGGCUGGGUCGAGGUGCAGCUCUAUAAAGCAUCCGGUGAAACAGCUAAUAACGAGUACGGCGGAGACGUGCUGGCUGGAAGGCUCAUGCGCGGGCAGCAGUCCGGGCAGCGGACCGGGGAGCGGAGCGGGCAGCGGGCAGGGCAGGGCCGAAACGUUUCGGCUGACGGCGGGGAGGAGGAGAUGUUUCCGUUUGUGUUCUGUGUGGCGGAUUCAGGCCCGGGGUUGAGUGAGGAGCAGCGGCAGCAUGUAUUUUCGGGCAUGGACCCGAGCUUAGCACCGGCCAUCUCUAGCGGCGCCUCUGACACUGAAUCCCGCUCCUCUGCCCCAGCGGGAUCAGGCCUGGGGCUGAUUGUAAGUCAGAAGCUCGCAUCUCUCAUGCACGGCACUCUCUCCUGCGACUCUGCCCCCUCCCAAGGCUCCUCCUUCCGCCUCUCCCUCUCGCUCCCCUUCGCCGGCCGGUCCACCCACGCUGACCCUGCUGACGCUGGUGCUGACAUGGCGGCGGGCCACGCCAGCCUGGCGCCAGGUGGCAUGAUGAGCUGUUACCUGAGUAACCGGGUGAAAGGGGUGGUGUAUACGUCUGUGGGGGUGUGGAGUAAUGCCGAGGAGAUAGCAGCUGCACCAGUUGUGCCUCCCUCUCUCUCCAGAAACCUCGCUGCCUCUGGUUCGGAAGAGAGUGCGACCCAUGCUGCUGCGGAGGAUGCUGACGUGGACGCUGCUGCGCUGGCAGCAAUUGUUGAGCUGGAGGCGGCCUAUGGUGGCCGGGUCAUGGUGCAGGUACUUCGAGAGGUGGUGGAUUUCCGGGAAGUUGCGGUCCUGGUGGAAGUUGGUGUGAUGAAGGAAGUGGGUGAUAAUGGAGGCGGGGAAAACAAUGAUGGGGCUGUGGGAAGUAACGAGAUGGCUAUAGUGAGUACGCAGCAAUGGGGUUCGGCGUUGAGACUUGGGCCCGUCAUUCUGCCUGACGCACAUUGUUUCCCCCGUACGAUCCGCCGCGUCCGUCGGGUCCGUGCUUCAGCCAUGGCUGCCAUGGCAACAUUGCUCCCCGCGCUUAGCUCCGCCGCGGUUUCCGCCAGUUUCUCCCCCGUCUCGUCGCGGAGCAAGAGCCUCGCUUGCGAGCCCCUCACUUUCUCCAUGCGCUCUCUCCGCCUCGCUGUCCCUCAGGCCGCCGCCACCACCGCACCAGUGGUCGAGCUGGCAGCUGACGUGGCGGAGGCCACGUCAGCAGUGGAGGAGCUACCGCUACAGUCAGCAGAGGACAUCAAGGCCGCGCGGAAGGAGGAGCAGCGGCGCAAGCGAUUGGUGCAGAAGAGGAAGCUGAGGAAGAAGGGCAGAUGGCCGCCCUCCAAGAUGAAGCAGCACCAGAAUGUGUAA